Molecule: messenger RNA, 2870 nt
Organism: Manihot esculenta (cassava)
Lineage: Eukaryota; Viridiplantae; Streptophyta; Magnoliopsida; Malpighiales; Euphorbiaceae
Exons: 6
Coding region: 2-2698 (898 amino acids)
Molecular function (GO): DNA binding; protein dimerization activity
Source: RefSeq, a predicted model, not a curated record
AAUGAUUCAAGGGAUGGCCCCACUUCGGUCUGCAGGAUAUGUUGAUCCUGGGUGGGAGCAUGGCAUUGCUCAAGAUGAAAGAAAAAAGAAGGUGAAAUGCAACUAUUGUGGCAAAAUAGUUAGCGGUGGAAUAUUCAGGUUGAAGCAACAUUUAGCUGGAAUAUCUGGUGAAGUCACUCACUGUGAUAAGGUUCCUGAGGAAGCAUGCUUCAAUAUGAGAAAAAAUCUAGAAGGAUGCCGCUCUGGUCAAAAACGAAGACAAUCUGAAUAUAAACAGGCACCUCUGACUUUCCACCCUGAUGAAUGUGAUGAUAUGGAGGAAGGUCCUAGUAACUACAAAGAGAAAGGCAAGAAAGUGAUGGUUGAUAAGGACUUAAUUGUAGGAUCUGCUCCUCUCAGAUCACUAGGAUAUGUGGACCCAGGCUGGGAACAUUGUGUUGCUCAAGAUGAAAAGAAGAAAAGGGUAAAAUGCAAUUACUGUGAAAAAGUAAUUAGUGGUGGUAUAAACCGAUUCAAACAGCAUCUAGCUAGAAUCCCUGGAGAAGUUACCUACUGUGAUAAGGCUCCUGAAGAAGUGUAUCUUAAAAUCAAGGAAAACAUGAAAUGGCAUCGUAGUGGCAGAAGGAAUUGGAAACCCAAUACAAAGGAGAUUUCCACUAUCUACAUGCAUCCAAAUAAUGUGGAUGAAGAGGAAGAGCAGGAGGGAGGACUGGUGCAGUGUAUAAGUAAGGAUGUACUGGCUAUUGAUGAUAAAGUUUCUGAUAAUGAUGUCAGAAAUAGUAAAAAGGGGAGGUCCCCUGCUUGCAGUGGCAACAGCACUGAACCGCUACUGAAGAAAUCAAGACUAGAUUCAGUGUUUUUGAAGUCUCUUAAAAGCCAGGCAUCACCACACUACAAGCACGUAAAAGAAAAGGAGAAAAAAGCUCGUAAAGAAAUGAUAUCUGCUAUCUGCAAAUUCUUUCAUCAUGCUGGAAUCCCUUCUAAUGCAGCAAACUCCCCAUAUUUUCACAAAAUGCUGGAGUUAGUUGGCCAACAUGGACAAGGUCUACAAGGUCCUUCAAGCCAACUGAUAUCUGGCCGGUUUCUUCAGGAAGAGAUCACUAACAUCAAAGAAUAUUUAGUGGAAUUGAAAGCUUCUUGGGCAAUUACGGGCUGUUCUGUUAUGGCUGAUAGUUGGAAUGAUCUCCAUGGUAGGGUAUUAAUUAACUUUUUGGUCUCUUGUCCUCGAGGUUUAUAUUUUGUUUCUUCCUUUGAUGUCACUGAUAUCGUAGAAGAUGCUGUAAGCCUUUUCAAAUUGUUGGACAAGGUGGUAGAAGAAAUUGGUGAAGAAAAUGUCGUUCAGGUAAUCACUAAGAACACAACUAGUUUUAGGACUGCUGGGAAGAUGCUUGAAGAGAAAAGAAGACAUUUAUUUUGGACACCAUGUGCUGUACAUUGCAUUGAUGGAAUGCUUGAGGACUUUCUGAGUAUAAAAUGGGUAGGAGAGUGCAUAAAUAAGGCUAAAAAGGUGACAAGGUUUGUUUAUAAAAGUACAUGGCUUAUGACUCUUAUGAAGAAAGAAUACCUAAAGGGACAAGAACUUCUUAGGCCAGCUGGUACAAAGUUUUGCACUACCUUUUUAACCAUAGAAAGUUUGUUGGAUCAAAGAAAUACCCUUAAAAGAAUGUUCCAGUCAAACAAAUGGGUUUCAUCCCAAUUGGCCACAACAAUUGAGGGUAAAGAAGUAGAGCAAAUAGUCGUAAGUGCCACAUUUUGGAAGAAGAUGCAGUGUGUGAAAAAAUCUUUGGAGCCAAUUGCUCAGGUUCUUCAAAAGGUAGAUAGUGAUGAAAGCCGAUCAAUGCCAUUUAUAUAUAAUGACAUGUGUAGAGCUAAGCUUGCAAUUAAAGCAAUCCAUGGGGAUGAUGCACGAAAAUAUGGGCCUUUCUGGAGUGUAUUUGACAUCCACUGGAACUUACUUUUUCACCAUCCUCUCUAUGUGGCUGCUUACUUUCUCAAUCCAUCUUGCCGUUAUCGUCCAGAUUUCAUAAUGAAUCCUGAGAUUAUUCGUGGUCUAAAUGAAUGCAUUGUGCGGCUGGAAGUCGACAACAGAAAAAGAAUUUCUGCAUCCACGCAGAUUCCUGAUUUUGUAUCCGCUAAAGCUGAUUUUGGAACUGAUUUGGCCAUAAGUACUAGAAUAGAACUUGAUCCAGCUGCUUGGUGGCAACAACAUGGAAUAAGUUGCUUAGAGCUUCAACUAAUUGCUAUACGCAUACUGAGCCAGACAUGCUCAUCUAUUGGAUUAGAACAUACUUGGAGUACAUAUGACCAAGUUCAUAGCAAGAGACAUAACUGUAUGUCUCGAAAGAGAUGGAAUGAGCUCACCUAUAUUCACUACAAUUUGCGUUUACGAGAACGGCAGUUGGAAAGAAAGUCUGGUGAUUUGAUCUCCUUUGACAGUUUCAUGAUCGAAAGCAUACUAGGUGACUGGCUUGUAGAGGCAGAGAAACAAGCCAUACAGGAAAAUGAGGAGAUCCCUUGUGGUGAGAUGGAACAGUUUUAUGGAGAUGAAAUUGAUGAGCAUAACCACGAAGCAAAGAGACCUGCAGAGAUGGUGUCAUUGGAUGGUAUGGUUGAACCUUUGGAGGUUAAUGCCGCUGCUGGAGGCAUAACCACUGAUGAUGAUGGUCUUGAUUUUCUCAGUGAUGAUAUAACAGAAUAGUUGAUCUGUAUGUGCUCAUCAAACCUGGGAGUAAGCAGUGAGAUACAUAUAUGAAUUAGUAUUCGUAAGCGAAGUGAUUUGCUAUUUUUAAGACCAAUUCUUACACUGUCAAGCACAUAUUUGUUACUAAGAUCUCAUGAUAUCUUAAUAUUAUAGUAAUUUAGAUUUUAUA